GUUUUGCUUGGGCGUUUCGUUUCAUUUUAGGUAACUUUGGAUUAGCGUAUUCGGCCCUCAAGUUACAUUCGCGCGCAGUAGCUGAAUCCUGAGUGCAUCAAGUUAUCGUACCAGGAAAUAAAAGCUCACAGCCCCUUCGUGUGAUCGGAUCAGAUUUAGAAUGAUGGAAUCCUGGUCUCCCCCCUUUUCCUCUGUACUUCGUUAAACAAGCUAGAGAAGAAAAAAAAUAGACAAUUCUUUCACUUGUGAUAAGUUGCGGUUUUCGGCUUUUCGGUUCUUCGGUUCUGUACGCAGUGUAUCACAAGACGGUAUCAAUAACAGCAUCAGCCGUAUAGACACAAAUGGCCUCAAUGGGGACGAGGUUUCAGCAAGAGCAGCCAGAUCUCGAAGUUGUUCCCCCGGAAACUGGGCUAUACCCUUUACCGACGCCUCCCCUUGCCGCAGCGACACGCGAAUCCUCGCCGAAAGAGCAGCCGGGUGGUAUAGGUUUAGACGGCACUCAACCGACUUUACCUCAAAUUGAAAGCCAAACUGCCAAAGGUUCGAAGAGAACAAUAUUAGGUCUCUCUGUACCAGUGUUCUGGGCCGUGGUCGUGGUGCUUGUGAUCCUCCUUGCUGGGGCAAUUGGCGGUGGCGUGGGCGGCGGGCUUAGCGCACAGCGGAAAUCCGUAUCGGAUCCAAAAGCUUCAAGCGGCAACAACAGUGAUUCCGGCGACGGCAAUUCUAACAACGGCAAUUCUGGCGACGACAAUUCUAGCGACAGCGAUAGUACAACAUCAUCGGCCGUCCCCACCGCCACGCCAUCACCAACAUCAUCCUCGCCGACGGAUUCACUGGUUCCCACAGACGGCUGUCCAGGGGUCAACAACCAAGUGUAUACACCCUUCUCGGCGGACGGGAAGCCCAUACCAAUACGGGCCGGUCAGGCACCGCAGAAAUUUCAGGAGCAAUGCUGGACGAACUGGGCAAACACUGAUUCAACGCACGACAUCCUGCGGACAUACACCCCGACACUAGAGAAUUGCCUUUCGGUGUGUGCGGAAUACAAUAAAGCGUAUGCGACGAACCUCAGGAAUAAUGUAGGCGUGGGAGGUGGCUUUUGCGUUGCUAUCACAAUUGUGAAAGAACACGCAGGGUUCUGCUACUUGAAGAAUGGCACAGGUACUAACGAUACGAUGGGAAGCCCUAACUCAUACUCUAGCGCUCUUUUGUUGACAAGUACGGAGUAGCAGGCCGCAGCUUUCAUUCAAUUAUGAAGACAUUGCGGUCUCUUUACUAGCGCUCCGCCAACUAGGUAUCAUGGGUGCCUUUAUUUAUAAAGCGCUCCCCGCAGACUAGCAAAGGUUAGUGGUUUAAUGCCGGUUAUAGAUCGGCGUGAGCCAUUACGACAGCUAUAGGGCUUGAUUCGUGCACAGGCAGGGAGUGCAGAAGUGGUUCUAGAGUCAGUAUCAGUGUAGGUAUGGUUUGACGGUAAAAGUGUGUCGCGAUUCAGUCUGAGGAGAUAUUUGAGAAUGAGCAUAAA
This is a messenger RNA of Xylaria bambusicola, 1522 nucleotides long. RefSeq lists its product as uncharacterized. NCBI's taxonomy places the organism in Eukaryota, Fungi, Ascomycota, Sordariomycetes, Xylariales, Xylariaceae. The coding region runs from base 342 to 1229 and encodes 295 amino acids. The record is from RefSeq and is a predicted model, not a curated record. The transcript is spliced from 2 exons.